Molecule: messenger RNA, 1106 nt
Organism: Tupaia belangeri chinensis (Chinese tree shrew)
Lineage: Eukaryota; Metazoa; Chordata; Mammalia; Scandentia; Tupaiidae
Gene: SLC25A47
Product: solute carrier family 25 member 47
Exons: 6
Coding region: 101-1015 (304 amino acids)
Biological process (GO): transmembrane transport
Cellular component (GO): mitochondrion
Molecular function (GO): transmembrane transporter activity
Source: RefSeq, a predicted model, not a curated record
AGGUCUGGGAGGAGCAGAGCUGGAGCAGUGUGGCCACCCCAGGUGGCACCAGGCUGCUGCAGGCACAAGGCCCUCCCACCCCUCCUGCCCCACGCUCCCCAUGGAUUUUGUUGCUGGAGCCAUCGGAGGUGUCUGCGGUGUUGCUGUGGGCUACCCCCUCGACACGGUGAAGGUCAGGAUCCAGACAGAGCCGAAGUACUCCGGCAUCUGGCACUGCGUUCGGGACACCUAUCGCAGAGAGCGGGUGCGGGGCUUCUACAGGGGCCUCUCUCUGCCCGUGUGCACCGUGUCCCUGGUCUCCUCCGUGUCCUUUGGCACCUACCGCCACUGCCUGGCGCACAUAUGCCGGUUCCGCUACGGCAGUGCCGACGCCAAGCCUGCCAAGACCGAUGUCACGCUCUCGGGAUGUGCCUCCGGCCUGGUCCGCGUGUUCCUGACAUCACCCACUGAGGUGGCGAAGGUUCGCCUGCAGACACAGGCACGGCGGCCCUCCGCCUCGGGGCCCUCGGCUGCACCCCCGGGGUGUCCUGCACCCCCCGUGUGCCCAGUGCCCGGGCCCAAGUACCGCGGGCCACUGCACUGCCUGGCCACAGUGGCCCGUGAAGAGGGGCUGCGGGGCCUCUACAAGGGCAGCUCGGCGCUGCUCCUGCGGGACGGCCACUCCUUCGCCACCUACUUCCUCUCCUACGCCAUCCUCUGCGAGUGGCUCACCCCCGCCAGCCACAGCCAGCCAGAUGUCCUGGGUGUGCUGCUGGCUGGAGGCUGUGCAGGGGUCCUGGCCUGGGCUGUGGCCACCCCCAUGGACGUGAUCAAGUCGCGCCUGCAGGCGGAUGGCCAGGGCCAGCGGCGCUACCGGGGCCUCCUGCACUGCGUGGUGACCAGCGUGCGCGAGGAGGGCCCACGGGUCCUGUUCAAGGGGCUGGCGCUGAACUGCUGCCGUGCCUUCCCCGUCAACAUGGUGGUCUUCGUUGCCUACGAGGCCGCACUGAGGCUGGGCCGGGGCCUGCUCACCUAGCGUCGCGGUGUCCCAGAGCCAACCUGCUGCAGGUGCCAGAGGUUGGAGCAGCUGGUGGGGAGUGUGGCUGGGGGCGGGGCCCCAGAACCCU